AUGGAGUCUGCUCAUGUGUGGCUGCUCUAUAUUCCAUUUCUUAAGAUUGUGCAGUCUCUAGUGACGCCUUUUACGGAUCAAGUUAGUACUUGUCGGGUUAGGUUGAAACAUAGUAGCCAAGGUUUGGUGUUCUGUAAGAGCUGCGGGGUCCACCUGGUAAUGCCGCAAGAUGAAGACUUGAAAGAUGAUGAAGAUGAGGAAACUCAGGAAAACCUGGAAGAUGAGUACUUCAGCUGUGAAGAUUUAAAAGACGAGAAGUACUUUGAAGAUGAUGAAGAUCCAUUCUGA
This is a messenger RNA of Prunus armeniaca (apricot), 288 nucleotides long. The record is from the annotation of a GenBank genome assembly. NCBI's taxonomy places the organism in Eukaryota, Viridiplantae, Streptophyta, Magnoliopsida, Rosales, Rosaceae.